AUGGCCAAGCGACCAGCAGACGCAGAGGAGGAUCAGGAGACAAUAAAAAAUGGCGACCGCCCCAUGCAGAUUGACCAGGACGAGGCGGGAGAAUUCGAGGACGAGUUCGAGGACGAAUUCGAGAGCGAGGACGAGAUCUUCGAGGCGGGAGUAGACGGAAGGCCAGACGAAGAGCGCGAAGCCGAGGAGCGAGAGAAUGGCAUGGACAUUGACCAAGGCACCUUCAUACCCGGCCGCCACAAGCUCUCCCCGGGCGAGACGCUGAAUCCCGAUCUUUCCACAUACGACUUGCUCCACACAUUGGAGGCGCCAUGGCCCUGUCUAUCCUGCGACAUCAUACCAGACAAUCUUGGCUCCGACCGCAAGACAUACCCCGCUACCAUAUACGCAGUGGCUGGUACACAGGCUGCGCGAGGGCGCGACAAGGAGAACCAGAUCAUGGUCAUGAAGAUGAGCAGUCUGUCUCGUAUGGAGAAGGAGGACGACGAAGGCGACGACGACGAUGAUUCGGACGACGAGGCCUCAGAUCCCAUAUUAGAGACCAAGUCGAUACCCUUGGCGAGCUGCACCAACCGUAUACGCGCGCAUCAAACCCCACAAAGCACAUCGGCGAAACCUCCAACCACUCUGACAGCUGCCAUGACCGAAUCGGGCCAGGUUCUGAUUUACGACGUGACACCACAUCUGACAGCCUUCGAUACCCCCGGCACCACCAUCACCCCCACGCAAAACAAGCCCGUCUGCACAAUCCGCGCCCACAAGGCAAAUGAGGGCUAUGCGCUCGACUGGUCGCCUCUAGUACCCGAGGGCAAGCUUCUGACGGGCGAUGUUGCAGGCAACAUCUUCGCAACAACACGGACACAAGGCGGAGGCUUCGUGACAGACACAACACCAUUCACAGGCCACAAGGGAUCGGUAGAAGAGCUGCAGUGGUCACCGACAGAGAAGCAUGUCUUCGCUUCAGCAUCCAGCGACGGCACAGUCAAAAUUUGGGAUGCACGGUCAAAGUCGCGCAAGGCAGCAGUCAGUGUGCAGGUAUCAAAGUCCGACGUAAACGUGCUAAGCUGGUCGCAUCAAACCGCACAUUUGCUGGCCACCGGCGCAGACGACGGCGAGUGGGCUGUCUGGGACUUGCGGCAAUGGAAGCCUUCCACCUCCAUGGCGAGCGAUGCGAAGCCCUCACCAGUCGCAAACUACACCUUCCACAAGGAGCAAAUUACUUCGGUCGAGUGGCACCCCACAGACGACAGUAUUGUACUCGUCUGCGCAGGCGACAAUACCCUCACUUUGUGGGAUCUGGCUGUCGAACUGGAUGACGAGGAGAGCAGGGACACAGCGGGCGUGCAAGAUGUGCCGCCGCAGUUACUGUUCGUGCACUAUAUGGAGCAGAUUAAGGAAGCGCACUGGCACCCUCAGAUUCCCGGAACCAUCAUGGCGACCGGUGGGUCCGGAUUCGGCGUGUUCAAGACGAUCAGCGUCUAA
Molecule: messenger RNA, 1482 nt
Organism: Cucurbitaria berberidis CBS 394.84
Lineage: Eukaryota; Fungi; Ascomycota; Dothideomycetes; Pleosporales; Cucurbitariaceae
Product: glutamate-rich WD repeat-containing protein-like protein 1
Exons: 2
Coding region: 1-1482 (493 amino acids)
Molecular function (GO): protein binding
Source: RefSeq, a predicted model, not a curated record